AUGCCAGCGCUGCCGGGCCACCAGCGUAAUGUAUCACAAGGAGAACACUUAAUAGUAGACCCUAACGAUUCGGGAGACGAAGAUGAUGCAGAACGUGGACGCGCUGGAGUGUUUCCUGGAGGAAGUCCCAGCCAUACAUCAACGCAAUGUCGACCGCAAAACAAUAAACCCAAAGGUCUCUGCAGCGAUCCUCACAUUCGCUCUAAUAUCAAAGUAAUAUUAGGUUCAAUAGUACUUACUGUGGUCGGAACAAUCCUUUUGGUCAUUGGAACGAUGGUGAUGUUCCGUCCUGAUGAGGGACCGCAAGGCUGGGUCUUUCUGUUCGCCGGUUUCCUCUGCUUUGUUCCGGGAUCUUAUCAUGUGUACUACAUUACCUGUACGGUUUGUGGUCGUCCAGGAUACUCAUUCGAUAAGUUGCCGACAUUCAAUCGAUGA
Messenger RNA from Cooperia oncophora, 435 nucleotides. NCBI's taxonomy places the organism in Eukaryota, Metazoa, Nematoda, Chromadorea, Rhabditida, Trichostrongylidae. The record is from the annotation of a GenBank genome assembly.